This is a messenger RNA of Lacerta agilis (Sand lizard), 1353 nucleotides long. RefSeq names its product coenzyme Q3, methyltransferase (gene COQ3). Gene Ontology annotation, biological process: ubiquinone biosynthetic process. The coding region runs from base 63 to 1151 and encodes 362 amino acids. The transcript is spliced from 7 exons. Gene Ontology annotation, molecular function: 2-methoxy-6-polyprenyl-1,4-benzoquinol methyltransferase activity. NCBI's taxonomy places the organism in Eukaryota, Metazoa, Chordata, Lepidosauria, Squamata, Lacertidae. The record is from RefSeq and is a predicted model, not a curated record.
UUCAGGGGGCGGGAGGUGGAGCCCCGCCUGAGAGUGGCACCGCGCGGAGAUCAGCUUGAGCCAUGAAGGGCUGGCAGAGCGGCUGCCUCAGCCGGGCCAGGCGGCUGUGGGUCUUCCGCGGGGAGAUGGCGGGAGGCUGGGCGGCGUGCCGGCGCGCCUUGAGUUCCUGUAACCACUAUAGACAGCCUCCUCAAAUAGUCCAAACACCCUUCCUUAAGAGGUGUAAAGAUCAGUUAAAAUAUCAUAUAUUUGUUAGUUUGGUUCAAGCGAGGAACACAAUGUUACUCACAGAGCGACAUUACAGCAUGUCACAAACAACAGUCGAUCCAAAGGAGAUGAAAAAAUUCCAACUCCUGGCACAUAAAUGGUGGGAUGAGCACGGAGAUUAUGCAGCUCUUCAUUCUAUGAAUGAUAUUAGAGUGCCAUUUAUUAGAGAUACUGUUUUAAAUAUGAGAAAUGAUCAUCAGCCUGGAAGCCCUCUCUCUGGUGUGAAGAUCCUGGAUGUUGGCUGUGGUGGUGGAUUGUUAACUGAGCCACUAGGUAGACUGGGAGCUUCGGUUACUGGGAUUGAUCCUCUGGAAGACAGCAUUAGAACAGCAGAACUGCAUAAAUCGUUUGAUCCAGUCCUGGCUAAGAGAAUACAGUACAAAUCCUGUACGCUAGAGGAUAUUGUGGAAGAGGCAUCAGACACAUUUGAUGUCAUUGUAGCUUCUGAAGUUGUAGAACAUGUGGCUGAUGUGGAAAUGUUUAUCAGGUGCUGCAGCAAAGUGUUAAAACCGGAAGGCUCCUUAUUUAUUACUACAAUCAACAAAUCACAGCUGUCCUACAUCUUUGGCAUUGUGGUAGCUGAGAGAGUUUUGGGCAUCGUUCCGACAGGCACCCAUGAUUGGGAGAAGUUCAUACCGCCUGAGGAGCUAGAGAGGCUCCUAGAGUCAAAUGGCUUUUUAGUCAAGACAGUGAAAGGAAUGCUGUACAACCCCCUGUUUGGGUCCUGGAGCUGGACUGAAAGCACUAGUAUUAACUAUGCACUCCAUGCUGUAAAAUCAGAUAUACAGGAACAAGUGGAUCCAAAUCUAGAGACAGACAAGAGCAGCUCCAGACCAAAACUAUGGCAUCAGAACCUCCAGCUAAGACGUUAUAGCAAGAGGUAGUAGGAAGUUGGUGGAAGAUUUUCAUAAAUGACUGUAAUGAACCAGGAAGGAACAAGCAGUAUUGUGUUCACAGUGCUGGAUGUUAGAAUGUGUCUGCCAGUCUGUCUUGUGGUAAAGAAUGGUUCAUUCUCCACAGUAUCAGAUCUACAAAGCACUCAGAGAUGAGUUAUGUUAAAUAAUGAGUCAAUUGUAUACCUACAGA